Molecule: messenger RNA, 405 nt
Organism: Suillus plorans
Lineage: Eukaryota; Fungi; Basidiomycota; Agaricomycetes; Boletales; Suillaceae
Exons: 2
Source: RefSeq, a predicted model, not a curated record
AUAAGGCACUCAGAUGUUACUGGCGAUCGCUUCUGGCCUAUCACUGGUCCGCUACUUGUCGGCGUCGUCGGGUUUAUGAUUGCCACAUCUACCAUGAAUACGGUCGUCCGAUAUCUGUCGCUGUACGAACCUUUCAAUCAUCUUUCAGCAAUUUUACGAUUCUUUGCGACUCAGUCCUCAGUUACCUAUGUUACCUUUUUGACUUGGGUAUUUAAUAGUAUUUUUUCCCAAUCGUGGUCGAAACACGCUGCAGCCAUCGCACUGGUGAACUCGGUGUCAACAUCUGGCAACAUUGAUGCACUGUACUUCCGGUCAUCUAGUUUGGGACCUUCAUACGUAAAUCUGUAUAUCAUUUGCAUCCUGACAAGCGCCAUGUCUAUUGCGAUGUGCUGGACGUUUAGGUGA